AUGGCAACAGGGUCCCUCCCUCUCCAGAGAGAAUCUCGGUAUCCGGCCAGUGUUGUCUCAGCAGCGGCGGACUGUCCUAAUUUCCACGCGCCCAGCAGCGACAGCAGCGCAAGGGGACAGACAGAGGAGAUGCGGGAACGCAGCUGCUCAGCGAGUUUUACUAUCACGAUGUUCUGGACCAUACAUAUGGAAGGUAGUCCAUGCACCUUGAAUACUCCAGCUGUGGCCGUGGGCAACAGCAUCUUUUCAUUUGGUCAGGCUUGUUGUGAUCGAUCAUCUCAGAAUCUGGUGGUCAGAAUGUUUAAUACGACCAACUAUCGUUGGUCUUUCAUGGAAACUAGAGCAGAAGAAGGCGAGAGAAUUCCGGAUGAGAGAUACGGUCAUACAGCAGUAGCAUAUAUGUCUAAGGUUUACGUUUGGGGUGGAUCAACUCAAGAUGAAAAUUAUUUCUUUAGAAAAUUGUGCUGUUUUGACACAACCACCAAUACUUGGAGUUUCCCAGAGGUUUCUGGAUCUAUACCUCGCGGUAGGGUAAACCAUUUUGCUUGCCUUGUAGGAAAUUUAAUGUAUAUCAUAGGAGGAUUUGAGCAGUUCAGACCAAAUAUUUGCAAAGAAAUUUACGCUUUGGAUUUGGAAUCGAUGACAUGGGAUAUCGUUAAAACUAGAGAAAAAUUUCCUAAACUAAACAUGAAGUGUUGCUUUGCUGUUAUGGGUAAUCGUAUAUAUUUCUUUACUGGAAAACUUCAUUGGAAUGAAAUAACUUACUUAGACACAGUCACUUGUAAGUGGAGUACUACUUUUGCCACAGGUCAAGUGCUUUCCCUUAGAAGAUGGGCACAGACCUUUGUUUUUGGAAGGCACAUCUACCUUUUCGGAGGGCGUGAUGAAAUCUAUUAUCUGGAUUAUAAUGAUAUUCAGAGGUAUACUCCAGAAACUAAUGAGUGGAAAGCCGUGAAGCCACUGGGCCUUGCUCCUGUUCCA
Gryllus bimaculatus (two-spotted cricket) is the source of this 981-nucleotide messenger RNA. NCBI's taxonomy places the organism in Eukaryota, Metazoa, Arthropoda, Insecta, Orthoptera, Gryllidae. The record is from the annotation of a GenBank genome assembly.